This is a messenger RNA of Puccinia graminis f. sp. tritici CRL 75-36-700-3, 324 nucleotides long. RefSeq lists its product as uncharacterized. The record is from RefSeq and is a predicted model, not a curated record. The coding region runs from base 1 to 324 and encodes 107 amino acids. Lineage: Eukaryota; Fungi; Basidiomycota; Pucciniomycetes; Pucciniales; Pucciniaceae. The transcript is spliced from 2 exons.
AUGUGUCUCAUCGCCGCCAUCAUACAUUUGACCCUUGUCAACCUGUUGAUGACACUGUGCAACGCACUCAAAAUGCAUGCCUACGGUAGCUGCCCCGGUCAUGUUUCACUAUAUGUUAAAGAUUCAAAGUGUGAAUGCGCGAUCAACUUCAUACAAUACAUCGAGACUUACUGCAGCACAUGCCAUAAAUCAAACAAUGAACUGGCAACAAUAUGUCAAGUAUGCAACAAUCAGAAUAUUGACCGCAGCACUGGGGUAUACAGUGCCACGGCUGCAAUCGUCUCCACCCAUCCUGCUCAUCCAGAAAAGACUUGGCAUGCUUAA